GCGCACAAACCGCACCGCGCAGGGCCAGGCUGACCCACGCGACCGCCCUGCUGGCGCCGCCCAACCGCCGCCGAAGCUUCUAGAAGCGGCGCCCCCUUGCCAGAACCCGACGCUCGCGGAGCCGGCGGCCACCAGAGGUUGGGGCGUGGCAGGGGUGGGGCCUGCGAGGAGGCCGCGUUUGAUUCGCUGCCGGCCCGGAGGGCCCGCCACGCCAGCGCCAUGGCUCCGCCUCUUCCCUCCCCCUCCAUGGCGCCGCCCGGGCUCAUUCAUUCCGCGCCCGGCCCGCCAGACACCUGCGCUCUCCUUCAGCUGCCUGCCGCCGCUGCCGCCAGCAUGUCGGGCCCCGCUGCUGAGACCCCGUCAGCCAUUCAGAUCUGCCGGAUUAUGCGGCCAGAUGACGCCAAUGUGGCCGGCAAUGUCCACGGAGGUACCAUCCUGAAGAUGAUCGAGGAGGCGGGGGCCAUCAUCAGCACCCGGCACUGUAACAGCCAGAAUGGGGAGCGCUGUGUGGCCGCCCUGGCCCGAGUAGAGCGUACUGACUUCCUGUCACCCAUGUGCAUCGGUGAGGUGGCCCAUGUCAGCGCGGAGAUCACCUACACCUCCAAGCACUCCGUGGAAGUCCAGGUCCACGUGACGUCUGAAAACAUCCUCACAGGUACCAAAAAGCUGACCAAUAAGGCCACCCUGUGGUAUGUGCCCCUGUCGCUGAAGAACGUGGACAAGGUCCUGGAGGUGCCCCCAGUUGUGUACUCCCGACAGGAGCAGGAGGAGGAGGGCCGCAAGCGGUAUGAGGCCCAGAAACUGGAGCGCAUGGAGACCAAGUGGAGGAACGGGGACAUUGUUCAGCCCAUCCUGAACCCAGAGCCCAACACGGUCGGCUACAGCCAGUCCAGCCUGAUCCACCUGGUGGGGCCUUCGGACUGUACGCUACAUGGCUUCGUGCACGGAGGUGUCACCAUGAAGCUCAUGGAUGAGGUAGCCGGGAUCGUGGCCGCACGCCACUGCAAGACCAACAUAGUCACAGCUUCUGUGGACGCCAUUAACUUUCAUGACAAGAUCAGAAAAGGGUAUGUCAUCACCAUCUCUGGGCGCAUGACCUUCACGAGCAAUAAGUCCAUGGAAAUCGAGGUCCUCGUGGACGCCGACCCCGUGGUGGACGACUCGCAGAAGCGCUACCGGGCCGCCAGUGCCUUCUUCACCUACGUGUCCCUGAGCCAGGAGGGCAAGUCGCUGCCUGUGCCCCAGCUGGUGCCCGAGACCGAGGACGAGAAGAAGCGCUUUGAGGAAGGCAAAGGGCGAUACCUGCAGAUGAAGGCGAAACGACAGGGCCAGGCGGAGCCUCAGCCCUAGACGCUCUCCUCCGGCCGCUGGGCCCGGAGCAGCCCCAGCGUCUCAUCACUUAGAAGUUACCCCCUUGGCCAAAAACCCAGCUCACAUUGAGAGCCAGUGUUGUGUGCAGUAUUUGUCUCGCAGUGUUAACCUGUCCUCUCCUGAAAACCUGUACACCAAAGCUUUAUAUCAUUCCAGUGUGUAAGUGCUACACAGUAUUGUCCUGACGCCCGGAGGCGUUCCCUGGAGCCCUGGGGAAUAUUCCACGUUCACUGUACGGUAUGUAAAGACUCCAGCAUCACUAAUAAAGCUGCUGUUUGGCUGGA
Molecule: messenger RNA, 1655 nt
Organism: Hipposideros armiger (great roundleaf bat)
Lineage: Eukaryota; Metazoa; Chordata; Mammalia; Chiroptera; Hipposideridae
Gene: ACOT7
Product: acyl-CoA thioesterase 7
Exons: 9
Coding region: 220-1350 (376 amino acids)
Biological process (GO): acyl-CoA metabolic process; fatty acid catabolic process
Cellular component (GO): cytosol; cytoplasm
Molecular function (GO): long-chain fatty acyl-CoA hydrolase activity
Source: RefSeq, a predicted model, not a curated record